This is a messenger RNA of Indicator indicator, 3564 nucleotides long. RefSeq names its product nucleolar protein 8 (gene NOL8). Bases 1 to 3564 code for a protein of 1187 amino acids. Lineage: Eukaryota; Metazoa; Chordata; Aves; Piciformes; Indicatoridae. The record is from RefSeq and is a predicted model, not a curated record. Gene Ontology annotation, molecular function: RNA binding. The transcript has 15 exons.
AUGGAGACGGAACAACUUUCAAAACGUUUAUAUGUUGGAGGGCUUGGCCAUACGGUCUCUAAGGCUGAACUGCAAGAAAGAUUUGGGAAGUUUGGGCAUGUUUUGGAUGCAGAGAUCAUUACCAGAAAAGAUGAUCAGGGGAACCCUAUGAAAACUUUUGCCUACAUCAGUGUCAACAUUUCUGAUGCAGAUCUUAGAAGAUGCAUGUCAGUUUUAAAUAAAACUAAAUGGAAGGGGGGGACACUGCAAAUUGAGCUGGCCAAAGAAAGCUUUUUGCACAGGCUUGCUGUGGAGAGGGAAGAAGCAAAGCUGCAGAAGGAAAAGCCACAGAGAAAUGACAAAAUGUGUCUGCUAGAAUCAAUGAAAAAGGCUGGAGUUGCAGAUUUUCACAUGAAAGCAGUACCAGGUACAGAGGUGCCAGACCAUAAGAAAUGGGUUGUUGGCAAAUUUGGCAGAGUCUUGCCUAUCCUUCACUUGAGGAGUCAACAGAAAAAUAAAAUUGUGAAAUAUGACCCAUCAAAAUACUGUCAUAACCUGAGAAAGCUGGAUCCAGACUUGACACAUUUAGUUCCUGUAUCUCAGCUUACUUGGCACUUGGAAGGGGGAGAUGACAGCAUAAGCAAGAAGAGGCGAGGAGAGUUCCCUCUGACUAAGAAGCCACUUAAAAAAAUGAAGCAGCUGGGCAGUGAGGCUGUGAAUGGAGCAGGGGUUCUCUCUUCUGGUUGCCAGUCACAUUCAAAAAGCACAACUUCACCACAUCUAGAUCAAAGAUCCAAACCCAGUGAGAAAUCUAAAUUGCCUCUCUCAAGUAGUCCUAAUAGAAAAAUAUCAGGAAGAGGUUUAUUAUCAGGUAAAAGCAGUAUUUCUGGAGUUGCAGCUCAAAAUGAUACAGGUGUUUCUGAUAGUGACGUUGAUUCUGAAGAAGAGAUCAGAGCAAUGGUAAAAAAAGAGAAAGAAAUGCAGAAAGGUGAAAAUGUUGGGGCUGAAGAUGUUGAGACUGAAAGUGAUCACUUAGAAAUUGUUGGGGAUAAUUUUGAAUUAAAAUACAAUAGUCACUGGUCCUUAAGUAAUUCAGAUGCCAUGAAGAAAGCUAUCAAAGGAGGUUCUAAAGAGACUGUGGAAUGUGAUAAUGGUUAUGAUUCAGCAGAUACAGAUGAAAUUAUUGCUGAAAUUAAAAUUUCAGCUCAAAGUAGCAAGAAAACUGCAAUUUUAGAAGAUUCUAAGCAGGUGACAGUGGAAAAUAAAGAAAUGUUAACUAACAAAAAAUGUGAUUCACCAAAUGACUCCUCACUGAAAACCUGCCGUUUAAAAGAAUACUUUGAAAGAAAUGGGAAAAUGAAAAAGUCCAAAACUGGUGCCUUGCACAGUACAGCAGUUAAGAGCACAACAAAGGCAAGUAGUAGUGAAAGCUCCUCUUCAGAGCCUGAAGACUCCCCUGAGACUGGGGAGUCUGACAUCAGCUCCAGUUAUGAAUCCAUAAUGCAAAACUGUUACCACUUAGACCUUACGUUAGAUGACUUAAAAGCAUUAGCUACUGAAAACUCAGGGACAGCAGCAGAAGAAUCAGAUAGUGCAGAGAGUCAUAGUCAGCACAGUGUUGAUGAAAAUUCUACGAGUAAUGUUGUAAAUAACCCAAACGUCUCUAAAGCUUGCCCUGCAGUUAAAAAAAAAAGUAUCUGUCCUGAAGAUGUAGUUGCUGAGAUAUUAGCAGGGGAGGAGAACGUUGGUGAAGAAAGCUCCAAGGGACAAGAAAAUUCAGGUUUGAAAUACCAGCCCUUCAGGGGAAUGGCGUCCCUUUGUGAGAAAGAGUUCAGUCAGGGCAGCACUGGUGUGAAGAAGAGGUCUGUAGAUAGUUUAGGUAUUGACACUUCCAUUUCUUAUGGUGGGGAGGAGUCAUCCAAAAAACAGGCUGAGAACCACCCAUUGAAUUCACUUGAAAUCAGCAGUAAAAAGAGACAAAAUCUGCAUUGUGAACAGCACAAGGCAUCUCCUGAUGCUGCCUCCUUAGCAGAGAAGAGAGAUGAACCUGCUUUCAGGCUACAUUUACAAGGAAAGAACAAAGAUGUGAGUUCUUCACAAGGCUGCCAAAGUUCAGAGCCUGGAGAUCCUGCUUCUAAUACUGAUCAGAGUGAAGAUGAGAGCAGUGACACAGACAGUGAUGCUGCAUUGUCACAGAAACACCUUAAACAACAACUGGAAAGCCCAAAACUGCUCUCAACAAAACUGAAGCAGGAUGUAAGCAACAAAAAUCAAGAAUGUAAUACUACUAAAUGUGAGGAUGAGAAGAAAAGCCUUCUGCAAAGUAAGGAGCUUUGUCUUCAUGCUAAAGCUUCAAAGGAACCUAGUACACAAAAUAGACAGUUGCAGGACAACCUGAGGAGGCUGGCAGCUCUAGAAGAGAGGCGGAAAGAGAGAGAAUUACAGAAGAAACUCAUUCAAGGAGCUCUUUCAAAUCUGGACAGACAGCCAGCAGGCAAGCACAAACACAUCGUAUUCAAUUCAGAUGGGGAGAGUGAAGCUGAAGUAGAUGAGAUGGCGAAGGUGGAUGCAAAUUUGGGAAAAAGGCGUGGAGAUGAAUCUGCUCCGAAAACUUCAUGCAAACUGUUUGAAAGCAGUGAGGAUGAAGAAGAGGAUACAGAUGAUGAGAGAUUCAAAAUUAAGCCUCAUUUUGAAGGCAAAGCUGGUGAAAAACUCUUGCAGUUGCAGUCUCGAUUUGGCACAGACAAAAGGUUUCGCAUGGAUGCUCGAUUCCUUGAAAGUGACAGUGAAGAGGAAGAGACAAACAUCUCGAAGGCAGAUGAGGAAGAAGACCUUGCUGCAGAGAAAAAGAAAAAUCUGCAAAUACUGGGAAGCCUCUUGAAUAUUGACCUGGAACGCUCCAAGCCAAAUAAAAAAGCCACAAGCGUUAAGAAGUUCAGAGAUAUGAAUGCUCUCCGCUAUGAUCCAACAAGAGAGGACCAUGCAGUUUUUGAAAGGAAACCAAUUGUUAAAGAAAAAGAGAGUAAAGCAAAAAGGAAGAAGAAAAGGGAAGAGAGUGAGAAACGGCCUGAAGUGUCUAAAGAAACAUAUUAUGAUAUUGCUGUGGAUUUAAAAGAGUUGUUGGGAUCUUCAAAGAGCCAAUCAACAAAAAACGAAGAAAUACCCUGGGACAAAGAGGACUUGGGCCCUAAUGUUGGGAGUAACGUAGCUCAGGAAUCGAGUGGUUUCAUGUUUUCCUUCUUUGGAGACACGGAGGAGUCGAGAAAAAAAGAAGAGCCUUAUGUAAUUGAAUCAAUAAAACCUGUAAAAGUCACAUGGCAAGAAGAUCCACGUUUUCACGACAGCAGUUCUGAGGGUGAUGAUGAACCAGAGGCAUCGGAGAGUGAAAAUGACAACGAAAUGUUUUUGUCUUUACCACGGACAGACACUAGUAGAUUUUUCUUCUUCUCCAAAGGCGAUGAACGACUAAAAGAGGGCCCCAGGUUAUUUUGUAGGUCAGUAGACCUCAGCGAAGAGAGAGAUGGUUGGGAAGAGAGACGUAGAUUUUUGCUUGAGGUGAGUAUUUUACCAUCUGUUACUUGGUGA